This is a messenger RNA of Radiomyces spectabilis, 1892 nucleotides long. Its product is annotated as IPP transferase-domain-containing protein. Gene Ontology annotation, molecular function: ATP binding; tRNA dimethylallyltransferase activity. Gene Ontology annotation, cellular component: mitochondrion. The transcript is spliced from 11 exons. Bases 91 to 1431 code for a protein of 446 amino acids. NCBI's taxonomy places the organism in Eukaryota, Fungi, Mucoromycota, Mucoromycetes, Mucorales, Radiomycetaceae. Gene Ontology annotation, biological process: tRNA modification. The record is from RefSeq and is a predicted model, not a curated record.
AUUUCUGUCAGCGAUUUGGGGCCUUUAUUUUUUUUUUCGCUUGUGCUCAUUUUCAGUGUCUUGUGACCAUUCCUGCUCCAUAUUCGAACCAUGCAAAAAAUAGCCGCUGUCAUAGGCACCACGGGUGUAGGAAAAUCGCAACUGGGAGUGGAACUGUGUAAAGCAUUAAGAGGUCAAGUCAUCAAUGCCGAUUCAAUGCAGGUAUACAAAGGCCUGGACAUUAUCUCCAACAAAAUGCCCGCCAUUGAAAGACAAGGGGUUCCGCAUCAUUUGAUGGAUUUUCUGGAUCCCGAGAAAGAAUAUAAUGUCACUGAUUUUGAACGUGAUGCGGCAUUAUGCAUAGACAAAUUAACAUCCGAACAGCAGCUUCCUGUGGUGGUGGGUGGUACCAAUUAUUACAUUCAAUCAUUGAUCUGGCAAAAUACGUUGAGCAAAAGCGAAUCACCAAGACGCAGUCCUUCGCCUGAACGAUAUUCUGAAUUCGACAACGUCCUGACCAGUGAACUAUACGCCCAGCUUUGUAAAGUCGAUCCUGUUAUGGCCAACAAGUGGAAUCCUUCCGAUCGUCGAAAAAUUAUUCGAAGCUUGAAAAUAUUUCAUGACACUGGAAAGCCUCAAGGCGAAAUUAUCAAGGAACAACAGGAACAAUUGAAAAGGCACGGCUUACCAGCAAAAUACAAAUCGUUAAUUUUCUGGCUGUAUGCCGAUCCUGUCAAAUUGAAUCCUCGAUUGGAUGAACGAGUGGAUAAAAUGAUCGAGACCGGGUUGUUUGAUGAGAUCCAAGAACUGCGGAAACGUGUCGUCGACGGUUCGGUCAGAUUGCCGGGACAAGAUUUGGAAAAAUAUCAACGAGGCUUAUGGCAGGCCAUAGGCUACAAGGAAUUUGACUCGUACUUUACGGCCCUGGAGGCAAACAACAGCACAUCUUCAGAUUUGGAUAAAAUUCGGCAAGAAUGUACAGAGCGUAUGAAAGCGGCGACGCGGCGUUAUGCGAAGAGACAAGUGCAGUGGAUCCGGAACAAGCUAUUACCCACGGUGCGAAAUUCCAACGGAGACGUCCAAGUAUAUUUAUUGGAUGCCACCAAUUUGGAUGUGUGGGAUAGCAGUGUACGCGACAAGGCAAUUGAGAUAGCUACAGCUUUCCAGUCCAAUGAUACCAUGCCCGCUCCUGUGGAGCUUAGUGAGGUGGCUGCGUCGAUGUUAUCGGUCCCACCAGAUGCACAAGAUACCCAUUCGCGCGUGCUGAACUGGAAGAAAUACACGUGUCCUAUUUGUAGAACCGAGAAGGGCGAAGAAGCCGUGCUUAAUGGUGAAAUGGAGUGGCAGCAACACCUGAAAAGCCGAUGGCAUCGUAAAUCCACCAAACAUCAAAAAUUAGUCAAGGAGCGCUUACGGCCGUUGCAAGAAGGCUCAACACCAUCCGCGUCAUAAAUAGAUGCAAUUUUGGCCGUCUCAUUUGUUUGUAACUCUAUCUCAAGAUGGCAGUCGGAAUCACAAAUUCGUGUCCUGUAAUUUUGAGAUUUCCGGUAAUUUUUGGAGUUUGUUUGGUUUUUGUCAAAAACUUCCAUUAUCAAGUUCUUACAGAAGGCAAUUUACCUGCGGAAAUACCUCGUGUAGAAAUCCGCAGCAUCCAAUUCCUUCUUCAAGUGUAACCAGCAAAAUUGUAAACAUGUAUAGAUAAAUUUUCAUUUAUUGAUAUAAGGGAAGCUACUGAACAACUUUGACUGUCUGCGGUUAAGGCACCUGAGCGUACUUCACUACCGAACACCCGGCUACCGUAUGAUAUUCUCAACAUCGGUGAACUCGGACCUUUGAAAGCACUAGCCUCAUAGAAGUAACUUUGAUAACCAUCUUCAGGUAGUACUGUAGUGCAAGAUCCGGUCAAAACUUUG